Brenthis ino (lesser marbled fritillary) is the source of this 2079-nucleotide messenger RNA. Lineage: Eukaryota; Metazoa; Arthropoda; Insecta; Lepidoptera; Nymphalidae. The record is from the annotation of a GenBank genome assembly.
AUGUUUUCUGGGAAAGAUGCCGCAAAUGCUGCAUAUCCCACACAAUGGGCCUUAAACCCCACUGCAUAUCAAAAUAUAGAUUCUAGUCAAGUAGAUUGGGCUGCGCUAGCACAACAAUGGAUUGCCAUGAAAGAAGCUGCUGUUGUCACUGGACCACCAGCGAAGCCCGACGUAGAAGAGGGCGAAGCGCCCAUGGAAGUAGAAAACCCGGACGCUAAUUGUGAAGCACCUGUCACUCCUGAUCCAGAUUGGAGUGCAUCACCAAAUACUUGGGGAGGCUCUUGGAACCAAUGGGGAUGGGGCUGGCCAGGGGCAGGCCCCGUGGAUCCAAAGUUGGGUGGAGAUCCAGCAAUUGCUAUGGCACCGAUUAUGGAUGGAUACCCUGUACCAGAAGGAACUGCUCCUUUACCUGGAUAUUCUACGGGAACGGUGUCAGGCCCCACCUUCCAACACGGGUAUUGGACAGCUCCCCAAGCGGAAAACGAUAGGAGCGGCCGCAGUCGCGAGAGGCGCUCCAAGAGCAAGAAUAGAGAUGGCAAACCUACCAGGAGUAGAUCACAAAGCAUGGCUUGUUCCAGAGAAAAACCCCCAAUGAUCCCGCCAGUCAUAGAACCUAUAGUAAUGCCCACUCCAAUGGCGACGUCGACUAUAGACGCCGCCAAGAGACGGCAACUACCUGCGUGGAUUCGAGAAGGUUUAGAGAAAAUGGAACGAGAAAAGCAGAAAGCAAUAGAGCGGGAACAAGAGAAGAAGGCACGAGAAGAGGCGGAGUUAGAGAAGAAGAGGUUAGAGGAAGAAGAGUUGGAGAGGUUAAGAGCUGAGGCGGGCGGGCAACCGAUGCUGCCUGCGAAGAGCAAAUUUGACUCGGACUCCGAGGGCUCGCAGUCGGGCGCGGAGGCGGCGGAGGGGGACGCGUCGCCGCUGCUCAAGAAGACGCGUGACGAGAUUAUGCAAGAAGUGAUGAUAGCAGUACGGCGGUCGCUAACAGAGAUCCUGCUGGAAGUGACGGACCACGAGAUCCAAACGGUGAGCCAAGAAGAGCUGGCGCGGUAUAACAGCGCACAAGCGUCGCGAAUCAACGCGUUGAAGGCGAGCAGGUCCAAGGCGCUCGCGUCCAUCGCCAGCGGACUCGGACUCGGCGCGUACGAGAGCAGCGAUGAUAGCAACGAGGACGAACCAAACGACGUCUCCGAUCAACAACUUCAGGAAAUUAUAAAGCGCAAGAGGUUAGAAUUCGAACGAACAUCGCGGGAGAUUGAAGCAGAGGUUCGAAAGGCAGAGUUGAAAGAGAGUGAAGAAGUUGUCGCCACUCCGGCAAAUAUUACGCCAGAGCGGCCACGGAGAUCACGAUCGUCGGCAACGCCUCCGCCAGUCGAGAGUGAAACACCAGAGAAAAAAAUCGAACAUCGACCAUCUAAAGAUAAAAGACUAAAUAAUAAAAUAACAGAUAAAGUUGACGGUAAAAAACUAGAUACCAUCCAGGAAGAGAAUUCAAAGAAAUCUAAUAAGCAUGAUAAUACUCCAAGCCCCCAAAAAUCUAACAAACCUAGUAAAGAAAGUACAAAUUCGAGUUCAAGCGACUCCGAAGACGAUUCGUCAUCCAGCCAAAGCAAAUCGUCUUCAGAGAGCGAACCCGAAGUUGUAAAAGUCGAGAACAGUCGACCUAAAAAACGCAAACGCAAGAGCUCGAGCUCGAGUGAAUCACAAAAGAAAUCUAAGAAACACAAAAAGGAAAAAUACAAACCGACCGACAAACAUUAUUCCAGAUCAAAGCACCAAGAGGAGUACGAGAAACCGGAAAAGACCAAGUCCAAGAAACGGGACGAAUACUACGACAAACAUAAGUCCAGGAGCCGCGAGUACUCGCACAAAGACAAGUAUAGGGACGACUCGGACGACGACCGGCCGAGGAGGCGUUCGAAACGUUCCCGUUCAAUUAGUUACGAAUCGCGUUCCGGGCGACGGAAAAGUAGAGAUCGCUCCGAAGACAGAUCUCGUAGGCGGACGACCGGCACGAGAGCUACUCCCGCCAUCGCCGAUGAACAGCAGGUUACAAAUCGCACAGGUGGUUCCUGUGGC